Molecule: messenger RNA, 1539 nt
Organism: Hibiscus syriacus
Lineage: Eukaryota; Viridiplantae; Streptophyta; Magnoliopsida; Malvales; Malvaceae
Product: cold-responsive protein kinase 1-like
Exons: 7
Coding region: 229-1446 (405 amino acids)
Biological process (GO): protein phosphorylation
Molecular function (GO): ATP binding; protein kinase activity
Source: RefSeq, a predicted model, not a curated record
AUAAUUUGACGAGUCAGUUUUGGGCAACAACCUACACCAACACAUAAAUAAAGAAGCAUAAUACUCUCACCUUCUUCCAUGGACUUUGAGCUCUCUCCCUCUCUUCUUAAUUGUUCUCUACGACAAUUCCUUCUGCAUCUGUCUAGCCUUUGCAGGUCCAGAAAGCGCUCUGAUUCAAAGCAUUGAUCAAAUAUAUAGGAAAGCUUGUCUCUGGUGCAUCAUUAAGUUAUGACUUGCUUUUCUUUCUUAUUUCGUGGACAUAAUGAUUCAUCAAAAAACCAUUCUUUUGAGGUUGAUGAAGAGUUUGACGUUCACAAUGUAAAAUUUUACACAUACAAAGAAUUAAGAAAUGCCACUGAAGAUUUUAGCCCAGUCAAUAAGAUUGGUGAAGGAGGUUUUGGUUCUGUCUAUAAGGGGCAGCUCAAAAACGGAAAUCUUGCUGCAAUAAAAGUUCUUUCGGUUGAAUCAAGACAGGGACUGAAAGAAUUCGUAACAGAGAUUAAGGUGAUCUCUGAAAUAGGGCAUGAAAAUUUAGUCAAGCUCUAUGGCUGUUGUGUGGAAGAUAAUCAAAGAAUCUUGGUUUAUAAUUACCUCGAGAAUAACAGCCUUUCCCAAACUCUUCUUGGUAGUGGUCACAGUAAUGUCCAGUUUAAUUGGAAAACACGGACCAAAAUAUGUAUCGGGAUUGCACGCGGGCUUGCUUUUCUUCAUGAGGAACUAAAACCGUACAUUGUUCAUAGAGAUAUCAAAGCAAGCAAUAUUCUUCUCGACAGAGACCUAACACCCAAAAUAUCAGAUUUCGGAUUGGCGAAACUUAUCCCAGCAAACAUGACACAUGUUAGCACUCGUGUGGCUGGAACACUAGGUUAUCUGGCACCGGAGUAUGCAAUAAGGGGGCAGCUGACGCGAAGAGCAGAUAUCUACGGUUUUGGCGUUCUCCUCAUAGAAAUCGUCACCGGGAGAUGUAACACAAAAACGCAGUUACCUGUAGGAGAACAAUAUCUCCUAGAAAGGACAUGGGAACUUUACGAGCGAAAUGAGCUGGUUGCAUUGAUAGACGAUUUGCUGAAUGGUGAUUUCGACGUGGAGGAGGCUUGUAGGUACCUCAAGAUUGGUCUUCUUUGCACCCAAGAUGCUCCUAAACUACGGCCGUCUAUGUCAUCGGUCGUCAAGAUGCUAACCGGCGAGAAAGACGUCAACAAAAGGAAGAUAACAAAACCGGGCUUAAUUUCUGAUUUUAUGGACCUCAAAGUUCGAAGUUCUGAUAAAGUGAAACCGGAACCGAAGAACACAUCUUAUAGUGCCUUCUCUGGCUCAGACAACGACAAUUCAACCAUGUCACCAGGAACCUCAGCUUCUGCAACUGUGACCUUCAAUACCGACCGGGAGUGCUUAAACAUCGAGCGGCCAAAUCUCAAAAUUUAUUCAGUUUUAUUCUAUUUUUGAGUUUUUUUUUCAAGCUUUGCCAUUUUGUAAAUUGUACAACAGUGUGUCCUUUCUUGUAUUUGGUGGAAAUAGCCGAAACCAAGCUUUUGUAAA